Messenger RNA from Rhagoletis pomonella (apple maggot), 1035 nucleotides. RefSeq names its product phospholipase A1-like. The coding region runs from base 1 to 1035 and encodes 344 amino acids. Gene Ontology annotation, molecular function: lipase activity. NCBI's taxonomy places the organism in Eukaryota, Metazoa, Arthropoda, Insecta, Diptera, Tephritidae. The transcript is spliced from 3 exons. The record is from RefSeq and is a predicted model, not a curated record. Gene Ontology annotation, biological process: lipid metabolic process.
AUGAAGGUAUUUUGGAUUGCAGCAAUCUGUGUGCUGACGGCCUCUUCUAGUCCCAUUCCGGAGGAAGAACGUGUCAACGGCGAGAAUGGGUGGUAUGUACCCAAUGCUGAUGGCUCCUUUGAAUGGAUAUCGAUUGACGAGGGCGAAAACAUGUUGGAGGAAUUAGAAAAUCAACAAGAAAUCGAAGGUCGACUUUCAACAGUGCCUGUGACCUUCUACUUAUAUACAAACCAAAACCCAACCAAAAAACAAAAAAUUACCGCAACUGCAACAUCAAUUGGAAAUUCUGAUUUUGAUGCAAGCAAUCCGACGAGAUUUGUGAUUCAUGGCUGGUUACAGAGCUACUCCGCCGACAUGAACGAUCAUAUACGCUCUGCUUGGUUGGCCCGUGGCAAAUACAAUGUAAUCGUCGUUGAUUGGGGACGCGCUCGUGGCGAAUAUGCGACCGCUGUAUCGGCUGUGUCGGCGACGGGCAAGAAAGUUGCGUCCAUGAUAAAUUACUUGGUAAAGGAUCAUGGUAUGUCAUUGGAUACGACUGAGGUGAUUGGCCACAGUUUGGGUGCUCAUGUAGCUGGUUAUGCUGGUAAGAAUGUUGAAGGCGGUCAGCUGCAUGCCAUUACUGGUUUGGAUACCGCUCUGCCACUCUUCAGCUAUAGCAAGCCGAAAAAGCGUUUGAGUUCCGAUGAUGCCGCCUACGUGGAGUCCAUUCAUACCAAUGGUGGGCAAUUGGGUUUUCUGAAACCAAUUGGUAAGGGCGCUUUUUAUCCAAAUGGCGGCAAGAGUCAACCUGGCUGUGUCUGGGAUUUGACUGGCGCUUGUGAUCAUGCUCGCUCCUGGGCCUACUACGCAGAGGCAGUGGCACGUGAUAGUUUUCCCAGCAACCGUUGUGGAGACUAUCAGGAAGCUGUGAAGGAGUCAUGUGGCAGUACAUACAGUGGUGUGAAAAUGGGUGGAGUUACGAAUGCGUACGUGGUUUCAGGUGAAUACUAUGUACCUGUUCGCAGCUCUGCACCCUACGGUUAUGGUGCUGUCUGA